Megalops cyprinoides (Indo-Pacific tarpon) is the source of this 5714-nucleotide messenger RNA. It is a transcript of the gene map3k4, whose product is annotated as mitogen-activated protein kinase kinase kinase 4. The coding region runs from base 177 to 5069 and encodes 1630 amino acids. The transcript is spliced from 27 exons. Lineage: Eukaryota; Metazoa; Chordata; Actinopteri; Elopiformes; Megalopidae. The record is from RefSeq and is a predicted model, not a curated record. Gene Ontology annotation, biological process: protein phosphorylation; MAPK cascade. Gene Ontology annotation, molecular function: ATP binding; protein kinase activity.
UUGGUAAGAUGGCGUCGGCGCACACACAGGCGAGUCUGGACUCUGCAGGCGGAUAAGAAAGUGGGCACCGAGGGCGCUGAUUUGAGCAGACCUUGCAAGAAAGUGCAAACCGCAGUAAUCUUUAGCCUGACAUGGUGGGUUCAGUGCACGACUAGAAAAUACCCCCUCGCCUUGGUAUGGAGCCCCCGGACCGCAGCGAUCACAGCAGACCGGACAGUUCCUCAGAAGAUGCGUCGGCCCGGAGCUCAAAGGUGGAUGAAAUGUGGGACGCUUCCAGCGAGGACGAGGACGUCCCGUACAGCACCUCCCCACCCUGCACCCGCCGGCAGAUAAAACGCAUGUCUGGCAAACACCAGAGGAACACCCCAGGCAGGGCCGCCGGGCGCUCACCCAAGGCAGAGAAAGUGUCCCCCUCCAGCCAGGCCCCACACAGAGAGAAGGAAGGCGCUAAGCUGGCUGAGCCCCCAGAGGAGUACAGCUACAAGCAGGGAAAGAAGCAGCGGGCCACCCUGCGCUCCACCGAGCGCGACCACAAGAAGACCUUCCAGGGCUCUUUCAUGCUGGACUCCCUUUCCAAGCCCAGCCCCUUCGGAUCGCUGGGCAUGGAUCCCCGGAAGCCCUACCUGAGCCUGGCCUGUGGCAGCGCCAAGAUCCCCGUCACCAUGCCGCACCCCAUGGCCCGCACCCACCGGCAGACGUCCCGCACGGACUGCCCCGCCGACCGCCUCAAGUUCUUUGAGACGCUGCGGCUGCUGCUGAAGCUGACUUCCAUGUCGUCCAAGAAAAAGGAGCGCGAGCGUGAGCAGCGGGGCCUGGAGAACACCGCCUUCCUGGGCCAGAACAACGAGGUCAUCUGGCUGGAGCUGCAGGCCUGGCAUGCCCGCCGCAGCGUCACCGACCAGGACCUGUUCCUCUACACGGCGCGGCAGGCCAUCCCCGACAUCAUCAACGAGGUGCUCCACUUCAAGGUCAACUACCGCAGCCUGGGAGGCGGUGCCGCGGGGGAGGUGGACGCCGAGGCGGAUGCCGGGGGCGGGGAUCUCGCUGGGGCCGUGCUGGGCGUCGCCGGUGUCUGCCGGGAGGACGAGGAGGGUGGGGUGGGGAUAGGGGUCGGGGUGAACUGUGGAACUGAACCCCAGGCUUUCGCUGGCUGCACUCCGGGGGUGGCGGAGGCAGGCGCAGACGCGGGUGUGACCACAGGCGUGACCGCGAGCAUGAACACGGACGUGCCCCUGGGCGACUCGCCAGGCUGCCGCGGGCACCUGCAGCGGCAGCGGCUGGCCUUCGAGCAGGUGAAGAGGGUGAUGGAGCUGCUGGAGUCUGUGGAGGCGCUGUACCCGUCCCUGCAGACGCUGCAGAAGGACUACGAGAAGUACGCUGCGCGGGACUUCCAGGCCAGGGUGCAGGCGCUCUGCCUGUGGCUCAACAUCACCCAGGACCUCAACCAGAAGCUGCGGGUCAUGGGCACGGUCCUGGGGCUCCGCGACCUGUCCCGCCUGGGCUGGCCCGUCUUCGAGAUCCCCUCCCCCCGCUGCUCCCGGGGCAACGAGGAGGAGGAGGAGGAGGAGGACGACGACGAGGAGAACGACUCCACCGCCACCUUCACGGCGGACAGCGACCUGGACGAGAGGGACCCGGGGGAGGAGGGGGCGGAGGGGCAGGGGGCGGGCGAGCAGUCGCCCUGCCUCACGCCCAAAUUCGCCCGGCUGCUGUCGGAGGACGAGCUCCUCUUGGCAGCUGGGGGAGGGGGCGGCUCCCAGGAGGUGACGGGGUUGUUGGAGGGCGUGGCCGGGGCAGGCCGUUACUGCCCCACCUCCAUCUACAGGCCGUUCGUAGACAAGGCGCUGAAGCAGAUGGGGCUUCGCAAGCUGAUCCUCAGACUGCACAAGCUGAUGGACCGCUCGCUGCAGAGGGCCCGGGCAGCGCUCCUCUGCCACACCCCUCCACAGGAGUAUUCGGAGCUCCCGGAUGCCCUCCUGUACAGUGACUACCUGCCAGAGCUCUCUCGCCACCUGUCCUGUGGCGGUGCGGGGUUUGAGGACACGGGGGCAGGGUGUGUGUCGUGGGUGGAGCUCCAGGCCAUGGACCUGCCCUCCUUCCAGCCGGCCUUCCUGGUACUGUGCCGCGUCCUGCUCAACGUCAUCCAUGAGUGCCUGAAACUGCGCCUGGAGCAGCGGCCCGCUGGAGAGCCCUCCCUCCUCAGCAUCAAACAGUUGGUGCGCGAGUGUAAGGAGGUGCUGAAGGGGGGUCUCCUGAUGAAGCAGUACUACCAGUUCAUGCUGCGCGGUGUAAUCGCAGACCCCGAGGGCCUGCAGACCAACGCCAACAUCGAUGACUUUGAGGAGGACCUCCAUAAGAUGCUCAUGGUGUAUUUCGACUACAUGCGCAGCUGGAUCCAGAUGCUGCAGCAGCUGCCGCAGGCGUCCCACAGCCUGAAGAACCUGCUGGAGGAGGAGUGGAACUUCACUAAGGUCAUCACGCCUUACAUCCGGGGCGGCGAGGCCCAAUCCGGACGCCUCUUCUGUGACAUAGCUGGCAUGCUUCUCAAAUCCACUGGGGAAUUCCUGGACGCAGGGCUGCAGAGAAGUGGUGAUGAAUUCUGGGAAAGUGCCGACGACAGCACUGCCUCUGAUGAGAUCAGGCGUUCAGUCAUUGAGACGAGCCGCUCUCUGAAGGAGCUCUUCCAUGAGGCGCGUGAAAGGGCUUCCAAAGCGCUCGGCUUCGCCAAGAUGCUCCGCAAGGACCUGGAAAUCGCUGCUGACUUCAGCAUCACCAGCGGAGUGCCGGCGCUCCUGGAGGCUCUCAAAGAGAAGAAUUAUGUCAAGGUGCAGAUCCCGGGACUGGAGGAGCUCCAGGUGUUCGUCCCGUCUGGCCUGGCCUCCCAGCGGCCCGUCAUCCUGCAGCUCCUCAAUGCGGCGGCUGGGAAGGACUGCUCCAAGGAGCCCGACGAGAUGGCUGACGACGAGGCCUACCUGCUCAUGAGCAAACAGGGAGCCGGGGAUUUGCCUGCCGAAGCUGACUGGGCGCAGUGGGAGGGAGCCCUGCUAAAGCUGGUGCCUCAGAUGGAGACGGUGGACACGCUUAGGUCCAUGAAGGUAGAGAACCUGCUGUUGAUUGUGAUGCAGUCGGCUCACCUGGUCACCCAGCGCAAGGCCUUCCAGCAGUCCAUGGAGGACAUGCUGACCCUUAGACGUGAGCAGACGUCCAGCCAGCCCCUCAUUGCCGGAGCGCUGGAGCAGCUAAAGAACGAGGCCCUGCAGCUGUGCAUUAAGAUCAACACAGCCAUCGACCGGGUGGAGAUCAUGUUCACCUCUGAGUUCCAGGCUGAGGUGGAUGAGUCCGAGUCUGCCACCCUGCAGCAGUACUACAGAGAGGCCAUGAUCCAGGGCUACAACUUCGCCUUCGAGUACCAUAAGGAGGUGGUGCGCUUGAUGUCAGGGGAGUUCCGGCAGCGGAUUGGCGAGCGCUACAUUGCCUUUGCUCAAAAGUGGAUGAAUUACGUCCUGACCAAGUGCGAGAGUGGGCGGGGCACACGACCCAGAUGGGCUACUCAAGGCUUUGACUUUCUCCAAGCAAUUGAACCUGGCUUUAUUUCAGCACUGCCUGAGGAUGACUUCCUGAGUCUGCAGGCACUAAUGAACGAGUGUAUUGGUCAUGUGAUCGGGAAGCCUCACAGCCCUGUCAGCGGCCUCUACUUUGCACCAAGGAAUAACCCCCGACCCGUAAAGGUGCCUCGCUGCCACAGUGACCCCCCGAACCCCAACCUGUUCAUCCCCAACACCGAGGGUUUCAGCUCUAGGAGUCUCCCCUGCGACCUUCGGACCCCGCUGUGCCCCACCGGCCCCCGCCCUGCCCCGCAGGGCCCCGGGGAACCCGGCCACUCCAAACCGCCCUGCAGCACCCCCAAUGACGUCAGAGGAUCAAACCUCCACGAGAACGACCGGCUGUCGUCGGUGGCGGCGGAGCUGCAGUUCAAAUCCCUAAGCCGCCACUCCAGUCCAACAGAGGACAGAGAAGAGCCCUCGUAUCCAAAGGGAGACCCCAACACCACAGCCCGACGCAGCUGGGAGCUUCGCACCUUCAUCAGUCAGUCUAAGGACACGGCCGCGCGGCAGAGCCCCAUGGAGGCGGUGCGCCGCUCCAUCCGCUCCUUCGAGGAGAAGCGCUACGCCGUCAUGAAGCAGCGCAACAUCAUCGGCCAGGUGUGCCACACGCCCAAGUCCUACGACACCGUCAUGCACGUCGGCCUGAGGAAGGUCACCUUCAAGUGGCAGAGGGGCAACAAGAUUGGUGAAGGGCAGUAUGGGAAGGUAUACACCUGUAUCAACGUGGACACUGGAGAACUGAUGGCCAUGAAGGAGAUAAGGUUCCAGCCCAACGACCACAAGACGAUCAAGGAGACAGCGGAUGAGCUGAAAAUUUUCGAGGGAAUAAAACACCCCAACCUGGUCCGCUACUUCGGGGUGGAGCUCCAUCGGGAGGAGAUGUACAUCUUCAUGGAGUACUGUGACGAGGGGACCCUGGAGGAGGUGUCCAGGCUGGGCCUUCAGGAGCACGUCAUCCGCCUCUACAGCAAGCAGAUCACCACGGCCAUCAACGUGCUUCACGAGCACGGCAUCGUGCACCGUGACAUCAAAGGAGCCAACAUCUUCCUGACGUCAUCGGGCCUGAUUAAGCUGGGCGAUUUUGGGUGUUCAGUGAAGCUGAAGAACAAUGCACAGACCAUGCCGGGCGAGGUGAACAGCACGCUGGGAACAGCAGCAUAUAUGGCACCUGAGGUCAUUACCAGGGCAAAGGGCGAAGGUCACGGGCGAGCGGCAGACAUCUGGAGCCUGGGUUGUGUCCUCAUUGAGAUGGUGACAGGGAAGAGGCCGUGGCACGAGUACGAACACAACUUCCAGAUCAUGUACAAGGUGGGCAUGGGCCACAAGCCGCCCAUUCCGGAGAAACUGAGCACUGAGGGGAAGGACUUCCUGGGUCACUGUCUGGAGAGCGACCCCAAACAGCGCUGGACUGCCAGCACACUGCUGGACCACCCCUUUGUCAAGGUCUGCACGGAUGAAGAAUGAAAACUGUCCUGGGCCUACUCGCCUGUACAAACACCAAGCACUACUGUAACAUGUAAUAUUAAAUGUAAUAUUUACAAGGAACUGUGUUCUCAAUUAUCAGGUGGAAGAGGAAGGCAGUUUUUUAAAAGGGUGUAGAGCCAUCAUGGCUUUGCUGAUGGACUCUGGCAGUCACCCUUCCCAGCAUGCAACUCUGGAAGAUGUUGAGCAGAACAGCGAGUCUUACAUUGUACAGUUCCAGGGGGCAUUGCUUUGUACAUACUGUAAGAAUGGGAAUGGGUGCGAUCCUUGUAUAAAUAUUGUAAAGCUUAAGUAAUAGCCAUUUCUGGAUCUGUUGUUCUUAAUGAUAACUAAUAAAAAAGCAACAAGAAUAUAUUAAAAAAAAAUAAUAAAUCCAAAGCAGUUUUUUUUGGAAGCUGUCUCCCUCAGCAGACACAGGAGCAGCCAGAUGUGUGGAAAGAGGGAUGAUGGAGAGAGUGUGAAAGGAAGGAGAAGAGUGGAGCUGGGGCUGCAGUGGGAGAGUGGAAACUAGACUCAUCCGCUUCGCCUCUUAGGGGGAUCAGGCUAAAUUCGAAAGAAAAGGUAUGAAAAGUUCCACAGAGGCCGUGAACUAGAGGGGGCGGGUAGUUGUGGCACGGUUGUGGCAUA